GGGGUACCGAGGGGGUUCCUAGGGGGUACAGGCAGCAGUCGUGCGGGAGGAGCGACAUAGCACGUUCUGGUUGUUUUGCAACAACGGUCGAAGCACGCUCAUCUACCUCGCUCGGCCAAGCAGCAUGGCGGUCCCGGUGCUGCCCCUGACCUGUCUGGUGCUCCUGAGCCUGGUCAGAGUCUCCUCUCAAAUCCAAUGGUUCAAGUUUCUAUGGGUCCCAGAGACGAUCUCACCCACUCCUGCUGUCACCACACCUGCACUCUUCACUACAGCUUCAGAGGAGAGUAUAGCCUUCCCAACCUCCCCUUCUCAGCCCACAGAGGGAUCCAGCAAAGCCCGAGCUAAGAAACCUCUCCGAAUGUGGAAGAGUGAGCGAGGGUCCAAGGGUCAUCUAGAGCUCACUGAGCUAGUUGGCGUUCCUCUUCCUCCUUCUGUGUUCUUCAUCACUGGCUACGAGGGUUUCCCUGCCUACAAUUUUGGGCCCAAUGCUAAUGUAGGUCGACUGACCCAGUCCUUUGUACCUGAGCCCUUCUUCUUGGACUUUGCUAUUAUUGUCACCCUCAAGCCCUCCAGCUCUCGAGGAGGGGUCGUGUUCGCCAUUACGGAUCCCUCCCAGAAGAUCGUACACCUGGGCUUGGCCCUGACGCCCGUGGAGGACAAGACCCAGAGGAUUGUACUGUAUUACAGCGAGCCAGGGUUUGCUGCCACCGUGGAGGUGGCUUCCUUUAAAGUGCCUGACAUGACACAGCAGUGGAACCGCUUCACGCUGACUGUCGAGCAUGAGGAAGUUCGGCUGUAUAUGGACUGUGAGCAGUUCCACAGCGCACCCCUGAAGAGAAGCCAGCAGCCCCUCAGCUUUAAGCCGGGCUCAGGCAUCUUUGUGGCAAAUGCCGGCAGUACUGGCCUGGAGAGAUUUGUGGGCUCUAUCCAACAGCUGGUGAUAAAACCAGACCCCAGGGCAGCAGAAGAGCAAUGUGAGGAGGAUGACCCCAGCGGGGACAGAAGUGGUGAUGGUGAUUAUGACGAUCAAGAAGAGUAUGGGAGACGUACAGAAAUCUUUGGUCAGACAAAUGAGAAAGAAGAUAAAGAAAAGAUGCAUAGACCCACCUCUCCUGUGCAAGCCCCGCCCACUGUGUCACCUGAAGAGGAAGAGGGGGAGUUCUCAGGACAUGUGACCCCUAAAGACAAAAGGCUGCUUGGAGGGACUUAUCACACAGAUGGAACGGGGGAGAGUACAGGGGAUGGUUUAGGCCAGGGACAAAAAGGGGAGCGUGGAGAACCUGGACCUCCAGGCCCCCCCGGACCCCCUGGACCAUCCCUUCCACCGAGACAUUCAGGGCAGCCUGGACAGAGAGGCCCACCAGGACCAAUGGGCCCACCAGGAGGACGAGGCAGAACAGGGAAAGAUGGGCAAUCUGGAAGCAAAGGUGAAGAAGGAAAACCAGGACAGAGAGGUCCACUAGGACUUCCAGGAUUACCUGGAGAAUCUGGAGUUAAAGGAGAAAAGGGUGAUCCUGGGAUAGGUCUACCUGGAUUGCCUGGUCCACCAGGGCCUCCAGGACAACCAGCGUCAUCCAACCCAAUUAAAGUUUCAUAUGGAUUUGAUGCUCUCGGCUCUGGUUUUGGAGACGUUGACACUGAUACCGAACGUCUUAGAGGUCCACCUGGUCCUCCAGGCCCUCCUGGGAAACCUGGCCCACCUGGUCCCAACAGCCGCUUUGGGGGUUUGCUCCCUGGACCUCCAGGUGCCCCUGGCAAGGAUGGCAGAGAUGGGCAAGCUGGACAUCCUGGUAUGCCUGGCCAGAAGGGAUUAAAUGGACAACAGGGUCUGAAAGGAGCAAAGGGUGAACUAGGAAUAAGAGGCCCAGCUGGACUUAAGGGUGAAAAGGGUGACUCUGGCCUGAGAGGUCCAUCUGGCCCUAUUGGACCUAUUGGGCCAAGGGGUUUACCUGGACCACCUGGCCCUCCUGGCCCACCAGGGCUCUCGAGCAACAAUUUCAUGGUGGACACUUUGAAGGAUUUGGAGGGUUCUGGGGAAAGUGGAUUGUUUCUCGGAGCCGGAAUUUCAAAAGGCUAUCAAGGGCAUCCUGGUCUUCCUGGCCCACCAGGAUCUCAGGGACUUCCUGGAGCUGACGGAGCCCCCGGAUUGUCUGUGAAGGGUGAACCUGGGUCCCCUGGACCUGAUGGAAAACCCGGAUUAGCCGGUUUACCAGGAGCCAGGGGGCCAAAGGGAGACAAAGGCAGUCCAGGAGAGAAGGGUGAACGAGGUCGUGAUGGACUGAGCGUCACAGGGCCUGUUGGCCCCCCUGGCCCUCCUGGACCAAUCAUUAACUUCCAGGAUCUCCUUUUUAAUGAUACAGCAGCCAAAUUAAACCAAGGACCGCCAGGCCCUAUGGGCCCUGAAGGCUUGCCAGGCAGAGCAGGAUUCCCUGGCCCAAGGGGACCAAAAGGUGAAAUUGGGUUUCCUGGUGUUCAAGGACCUCUAGGACUGAAGGGAGAAAAGGGGGAGCCAGGCACAUCCAUAGCUGCUGAUGGCUCACUAAUAGCAGGCACGAGAGGACCCAGAGGACCGAAAGGAAUCAAGGGAGAUAUCGGUCCCGCUGGACAGCCUGGGAUUGUGGGGCCAAUUGGACCAACUGGACAAAAAGGAGGAUAUGGAAUUCCUGGUCGACCAGGUCGGCCUGGAGUAGUUGGAAGGAAAGGGGACAAGGGAGAUUCUAGUGGUCCACCUGGUCCACCUGGUCCACCUGGUCCACCUGGGUAUCCAGGGCCACCAGGACGAGUGAUUGGCCUCAAUGGAACAGUUUUCCCAGUUCCUCCUAGACCACACUGCAAAAUACCAGCCAACAACAACAAUUCACAACAAGACUAUGGAAGAGUGUCAUCUGGAGUCAAAGGGGAGAAGGGUGAUAUGGGAAAACCAGGGUUGCCAGGAGUUCCAGUGCCUAUGUUUCCUGAUGAUUAUGUGGGUGCUAAAGGUGAUAAUGGCUACAAAGGGCAAAAGGGAGAGAAAGGGGAUCCAGGUUUGCCUGGCCCUCCAGGGAUCCCUGGAAGAGCAGGCCUUGUGGGACCUAAAGGGGACUCUAUUGUUGGCCCUCCUGGAGACACUGGUCCCCCUGGCCUGCCAGGAGUGCCUGGUUAUGGAAGUCCAGGACCUCAAGGGCCACCAGGACAACCUGGGCCACCAGGUAUCCCAUCGGCAUAUGGCUCAGCUGCGAAUCUCCCUGGACCUCCAGGUCCUCCAGGGCCGCCCGGCGCUUCUGGCCAUGGAAACCCUGUGAGCACGUACAAAAACAUUCAGACCAUGAUAAGAGAGACCAGUCAAGCUGCAGAAGGGACACUGAAAUAUGUUAUAGACAAGAGUGAACUGUACAUCAGGGUACAAGGGGGGUGGAAGAAAGUUGAGCUGGGAGAGCUUAUCCCAGUUCCCCAAGACAGUUCCUCAUCUGCUUUGUCACAAGGCCUGAGCAGACCCAGCGGCCGCAGUGUACCCAGACUUCACAGCCAGGAGUUAAAGAGCUUCCUGCCAGACUACAAUGUUCUUUCACACACUGCACACUCGAUGCCUGCGUUGCACCUGGUGGCACUCAAUGCCCCAUUUUCAGGAGACAUGCACGGAAUCCGAGGGGCAGAUUAUCAGUGUUACCAGCAAGCCCGUGCCAGGGGCCUCACAUCAACUUACAGAGCUUUCCUCUCCUCUCACCUACAAGACCUCUCCACCAUCGUCAAGAAAGGGGACCGCUUUAACUUGCCAGUGGUGAACCUCAACGGAGAAGUGCUCUUCGGCAGCUGGAUGAGUUUGUUCUCCGGCAACGGGGCUGUUUUUGAUCCACUUACUCCGAUUUACUCCUUCGAUGGACGAAAUGUCAUGACAGAUCAGGCUUGGCCUCAGAAACUGGUGUGGCACGGCUCGAGUACGGUGGGCAUCCGAAUGACAACUAACUACUGUGAGGCAUGGCGGACGGGUGACAUGGCGGUGACCGGACAGGCAUCUCUUCUCCAGACCGGCAGAUUGCUCGGGCAGCACACGCGUAGCUGCUCAAACCACUUCAUUGUGCUUUGCAUCGAGAACAGUUACAUCCAGGACCCUGGAAGGAACUAGAAAGCUGACCAUUUUAAAGUAAUGCAGACGUAGGGAGCAGUAGUAGCUGGACUGCUAGGGGAAAUAUCCAAUCUACUCUGUUAUUUUUAGGGAGAGAGCUCCUUUGAGAAGUGACAAGCCAGGGAAAACGGCACUGCAAUCAUGUUUCAGUACUUCUCUGAGCAUGAUGUAAAUAUGUAUAAAUCACCCACUGAUAUUGUUCAAUCGAAGACCCACAGCAUUUAUUCAACUAUUAGAAUACCAAAGAAUACCUCAGCCAGACAUUGAGCAAGUGUAGGUCCAUUGUUUGAGUUCACUGCAUUACUGUGUGUCUUCUCAAUUGGUCUUAGUCCCUCCCUAACAGUGACUAAUACAGAGUUUUGUGCGUGUGUAUAAUAUUAACUGCACAUUUAAAACCAUAACCAUAGAUCCACAUAAGAUCCUUUCUUUUAAUCAGAUUAAAUGCCAAUAUUUAGAUAUCAGUAUUUGGAUAUAAUCAAACCACCGAGUUUUGGAAGUUGUUAAAACACUGUAAUAAUAAUAAUUUCUUUGUUUUUUCUGUUUAGAGGGGGUUUUUUUACACCCGUGAAGCUACUUUCUGUGAACUUGCAUCUAAACUAGUAUUAAAUGGCAAUAUGUCUAAUUUAUAAUGUAAAAGCACAUAAAACUAAAACCCUGUCCCAUGUACAUACUUAAAUAGGCAUUCAUUUUUUCUAAAGUUGACAGUGGCCACAACCACAUUAUGAGUCUUCACUGUGUUUAAUCUUUCUAUGACAUGUUUAGAAAGACAAACUAGAAAAUUAAAUACAUUGUCAAUCUUCUAGAAGUCAGAUGAGUCCGAAACACUCAUGUAGAGAGCCCUCCCCCUUUCUUUUUUCCAUAUUUUAAUGGUGCUCAGUGAAUAAAUGUUUUGUUUUAUAA
Messenger RNA from Pimephales promelas (fathead minnow), 5002 nucleotides. The record is from RefSeq and is a predicted model, not a curated record. Lineage: Eukaryota; Metazoa; Chordata; Actinopteri; Cypriniformes; Leuciscidae.